This is a messenger RNA of Pichia membranifaciens NRRL Y-2026, 888 nucleotides long. RefSeq lists its product as hypothetical. The transcript has a single exon. NCBI's taxonomy places the organism in Eukaryota, Fungi, Ascomycota, Pichiomycetes, Pichiales, Pichiaceae. Bases 319 to 582 code for a protein of 87 amino acids. The record is from RefSeq and is a predicted model, not a curated record.
GAUAUAUCCGCUGGCCGCCGCCCGUACGAACCCUUGUCACGGGUCACAAACCACACAGGUCACAUCACGUGCCAAAAAUGGCCGAGGUGAGCUCCUCGGACCCAUCAUGUGCUGGCACUACAGUGGAGAGGCUGGCGAGGGGGUUACAGAAGUAGCAUUCGGAUCAUACGGAGAGCAGAAGAGCAUACGGAGAGCAGAAGAGCACAAGAAUGGAAAAGCAGAAAAGCAGAGGAAGAAACAGAUGUUACUCGUUUCAACACACAGAGCGACCGCUGUGUGUACUUGUGCAGAACCGCAAAGAAGAGGAGGCACAGAUUCAUGUUGCCCUUUUUGAAACAGGUACCCUCUCUCAGUUCUGGCUUGAAACAGUCUCAUCAUUGGUUUCGCUCUCUCCCGCCGGCAAUACCUGAAACAGCGUCUCGUCCCGUGUCGCCCCGCAGGCUUCGUUUUGCUCUCGGUCUGGAUCGGGCAAAAAGAGUCCACGCUCCCACGCGCGACACGCCAUCUGCUCUGUCAGUGUCUCCCGAAACGGGCAGAUCGCCUGGACGCGCGUGCCGCAGCCUCGCGUGCCGCCGGUGUUGACGUUGCCGUUACCGGUUGACGUGUCUCGUGGCCCCGAGGCCCCGAGGUUUGGAGACACACAGACGCAAACGGGACGACCAUGCCAAACAGGCUACUCUCUGAACGGCAGUGGUGGACGUGUGACAGCGUGCGUGGACGUCACAGCUGUGUUUGGGGUCCGCGGACGGGGGUGUAUACAUGGCGGCAGAGACCUGGCGUGUCGGCCGUCGGCCGUCUGCAGAAGCCGAUAUUUUGCUUCGGAUCUUGGGGUGUUUAUCCCCUUUUUUUCCGGCCUUUGUCCCUCGUCGUACACCUCCUGGCAAGUUC